CGGCUGCUGCCCCCCACCCCCCCGCCCCUCCUCGUGGGCGGGACCGGUCCCAGUCUUCUCUGCAGUGAAUCCUGCGCCCCCCUACAGCUGCAGUCUGCAGUCCCAUCACUGCUGCGGAGAGCGCGCGCACCACAGGCGGAGAUGGCUUUCACCUACCUUCUUGUCAUUUGGGUCCUGGCGAUUUCAGCUCAAGGUAGUGUUGGACCAAGUACCAGCACCAGCUUCUGCACCGAGUCCAAAGAGUGUUUGGAGUAUGAACUGAUCUGCAAAACAGACGAGUAUGAAGUUCGACACUACAGCCCCACCCGCUGGAUUUCAACUGACGCCGAGGCCUAUUUCAUGGGAGUGGGUGCAGCCAUGGCUUUCAGGAGACUCUUCCAGUACAUCACCGGGGCAAAUGAAGGAGGUGUUCAGAUGGAAAUGACUGCUCCCGUCCUGGUGAAGAUCCCAGAGGACAGCAAGAUGUGGGGGCCGGCUAUCUACACGCUCAACUUCCUGCUGCCUGCUGCCUAUCAGGAAAACCCACCAGCCCCCACUAAUGAUAAGCUGUAUUUCACUGAGAUGCCGCACAUGGACGUGUAUGUGAGGACCUACGGAGGGUGGAUGCUGUCCAUUGACUCCCGGAGUCACACUUACCUGCUGACUGCAGAGCUGGAACGAGUGAGAGCCACCUACAACCACAGCUAUCACUAUGGCGUUGGCUAUGACAGCCCCUUGAAGCUGUUGAACAGGCACAAUGAGGUUUGGUACGUGGCAGAGGGCCAGCCUGUUUGCGCUGACCCACAGGAGCCCAGUCCUGCUCACACAACCCGGCCAACUCCGACCCACCUGCCUUCAGCCUCCCCGUCUGACCUCCUCCUACGCAUGCUCUCUGACUCACCCUCGAUGUCGUCCUCCAACGUGUCCUCCAACGCAACGUUUAACACCUCCUCGCUGCUGCCUUCUGACACCUCCCCUCUCCUGCCAUCUGAAGCACCAAGCAGUCGUCCCUCUGACCAAACCCUGGACUCCAGCCAGCCUACCCCCUCUGCUCAGAUGCCCCUCAACCCGGCCACCAACUCCUCAGAUCCUGUGUCCGAGAGCCCGUUGUCAGAGUUGCAGCCCGAUGCAGAGCUGUGGAACAGCACAGCACACAACCCAAUGGACUCUGAAGACGAGCAGAACACUGUGUCUGAGCCUGUCGAUGCAGUUUAGGAACGUCUUUUGCUGUUGACCCCACAUGGAAUCUCAGUGAGAAUCAACCACUCGACCGCCCGUUCUCUGUGUCCAUGUCCCCUUUAUAGCACCUCCUGUUACACAUUAUACCACAGCCUCCUGUAUCACCAACGUACGCUCUUCCACUUCUUCUUUAACAUUAUCACACAUCUAUAUCCUAAAAUGAGGUCACCUGUAUGCAUUCAUUUAUCUAUGUGAGUUUCCAAAGCCAUCUGUAGCUGCAGAUUAACGUAGAAUGUGCUUUCAGGGUUCUCUAUAUGUUAUUUUCUCUGCAUUACUGUGCUUUCAGCAGCACAUAGGUGUGCUCCAUUAGUGUCCAGCACACAUGUCCAACGUGAUCUCUGCUGCAGUAUUAACUCUACAAAUUGAAAACAAAUAAUUCGGAAACAUUUUUUUGUUGUAAGUAAGCGCUUCAAAUACCUGCUGAGCUGUAGAUUUUGUGAAAUGUUUGUGGAAUUUAGGCCAGCUUCAUGACUAUUAACUCCUGUGAAACAAAAUAAUAGUAAUAAUAGAGUGAAUUAUUUGAAGAAAUUACAUGUGUAAUAUUCAUCUAAAAAAAUCAGCAAUAUUAAAGAAAGGAAAAAAUACAUUUCAAAAUGCAGUUCAAAUGCAUCCUCUUCACACCGGGUCCAGCAUUUCUGCUGAAUGAUCACCGCCUCACCAGUUCAAAAGAUGCAACAUUCUUCACCUUUUUCACCCAGCUUCUCUAUGUGUCUCUAGGUUUUAAUCUCCUGAGAUGCAGCAGGAAACCAACAAUUAGGAGGGUUUGCUUCUCCACAUCACUUAAACUAUAAGCUGUGAUCCUAUGUGUACACAAAAUGUUACCAAGGAUUCAAAUUUAGUUUCUCUAAGGUUUUCUGAGAGACAAAAGAAAAAUGCCACAAGUCAAGUACAAAGUGUAAAUAUUUGUCAUUGGUUUGAUAAAGGUUUUUUCUUUAGGCUUUAAGAACUUUCAGUGAUUAGUUCUUUGCAGAAAACGGCUUAGUCACAAAACCUUUCCCUAACUACUGUGUCCAUGUGAAAUCUUUAUGAAGCUUUCCUGUAUGUAUUUUUCUGGAAUUAUUGGGUGUAAGCUUGCUCUGGCAUCGCUCCGAAAACUUAACAGCCUGCGUGAAAUGUAUGUAUGGAGUCUAACUGUUGUGGGAUAACACCAAAGAUCUGAGUCCAGUGCACGAUGCUUCAAAAGGAAAAAGUUCUGAGGAAGCUGCAAUAAAAACUGAACUUAUUCCAUUCA
Molecule: messenger RNA, 2449 nt
Organism: Oryzias latipes (Japanese medaka)
Lineage: Eukaryota; Metazoa; Chordata; Actinopteri; Beloniformes; Adrianichthyidae
Gene: soul5l
Product: heme-binding protein soul5, like
Molecular function (GO): heme binding
Source: RefSeq, a predicted model, not a curated record